Messenger RNA from Torulaspora delbrueckii, 513 nucleotides. RefSeq names its product signal peptidase complex subunit SPC2 (gene SPC2). Gene Ontology annotation, cellular component: signal peptidase complex; membrane. NCBI's taxonomy places the organism in Eukaryota, Fungi, Ascomycota, Saccharomycetes, Saccharomycetales, Saccharomycetaceae. Gene Ontology annotation, biological process: protein targeting to ER. The transcript has a single exon. The coding region runs from base 1 to 513 and encodes 170 amino acids. The record is from RefSeq and is a predicted model, not a curated record.
AUGAGUAAGCCUAUUAAUGUUUAUUCGAUACCUGAAUUGCGUCAAACCUUGGAUGAGGCCCUGCCUGCCACAUUUGCCAGAUUGAAGUACAAGCAGUCGUUCCAAUUAAUUGAUGCCAAGCUGGUCCUGGGUUAUUCGAUGGCUGCCAUUGCAGCUGGCAGUUUUUUGCUGGACAAGAAGUUUAAGUAUAGUCAAGUAGUGGGUUACCAAAAGGCUUUACUGGUCAUUUACGGUGGGCUAUCGGUGUUGUACUGGUACUUCACCAAAUACAUAGAGAAAUCAACAGUUUAUGAAGGAAGGAGUCCAGCUGGUGAGAAGGUCUCUGUGAAAACUCGCUUUGAAAAGAAGGAACCAAUUUAUCUGGUGGAUUUUCGCCUGGAUGAUAAGACAGAAGUGAGUGUUGGGCUUCCAGCCACUGAAGUGUUUAAUGAAGCCGGAUAUUUACAAAAUGAGUUACUAUUCCAGUGGCUAGAGAGGCAAUUAAAGGUCUUGAGCUCAAAGAAAUCUCAGUAA